AUGGCGAAGCUUUACGCUCUGAAAACAGUCAACGACGACAUGAGUCUGACUUUCACGAGACAGCUAACUCGCGAGAUGGAGAUCCUCCGCCGCACUGGUUCUUUUUACAUCGUACGGUGCCACAGGAUCUUCACAGAAACCAAUCGCUGGCGAGGUUUCAAUCCUCAUGGAGUAUAUGGACAGCGGAAACCAAUCGCCGACGAGGUUUCAAUCCUCUGCAAUUCGUUCGUCGGCACAUGCGCUUACAUGAGUCCGGAGAGAUUCGACUCCGUCGCCGAAGAAAACUCCGAUGUAUACGCAUGCGAUAUCUCAAGUUUUGUCGAACAUUUUCUAUUACUUCCGCGGGGACAGAGACAUGAUUGGGUGACAGAGUCUUAA
Molecule: messenger RNA, 378 nt
Organism: Camelina sativa (false flax)
Lineage: Eukaryota; Viridiplantae; Streptophyta; Magnoliopsida; Brassicales; Brassicaceae
Source: RefSeq, a predicted model, not a curated record